GUUCAUAGUUGAGCCGCUUCGCGAAGCACAUAGCUGACCCGCUUCCGAAGCAAAGAUGAAUUGCCUGUUCGUGCUUCUGUUUUGUUUUUGUACGGAUGUGUUAACGGCCAGUGUUGAUGUCAAAACUUAUCGAGGUUAUAGAGAAUAUCAGGUGGUAGGUGAUAAAGAAAGUCUUGAUAAGUUUGAAGAAAGUGUAAGGAGUUUUGAGGAACGGUUCCUCAUUAAACGCUACAGUGCAACUUCGCUUCAAACGCUCGUUUCGCCGGAGCUACUGGACUUUUUCCAAGAAACCGUUCAAAAGCUGAAUUUGCAAGCCACGCUCGUGUUUGAGGAUAUAUCUAAAAUAAUACAGCUGGAAAAAGACGCCAGUCUUAGGAAGAAAGGCUUCUCCUGGUCUGCAUAUUACGACAUUGAUGAUAUAUACGGCUACCUCCAAAACAUGAGCGUGACUUACCCUCAAUGGACCCAGCUAGUGGUGGGAGGGGAAAGCUACGAAGGUCGACAGAUCAAGGGACUGAGGAUCAACACUCCUGAAGGCAGGGCCGAGAGCAAGCCAGCCGUCUUCAUCGAAUCUGGCAUCCACGCCCGAGAAUGGAUCACCCCUGCCACGACCACCUAUUUCAUCAAUCAACUGCUCACGAGCGAACCUGACAUUGAGGCCCUGCGGAAUCAAUUCGACUGGCACAUCUUUCCGAGUGUCAACCCUGAUGGCUAUCACUUUAGUUAUACUAAAGACCGCAUGUGGAGAAAAACCAGAUCAAAAUCCAGCAAUGGCUGCUACGGAGCUGAUCCGAAUCGUAACUGGGACUACAACUGGCUUAAGCACGGAGCGAACAACAACCCCUGCGAUUACCAAGUCUACGGCGGAUCCGAACCGUUCUCCGAGGUCGAGACUCGAACCCUGUCCCAGUACAUCUCCAAGGUCGAGAACCUUCUCGGCUACAUCGCUUUCCACGCGGACGCUCAGAUGCUGUUGCUGCCUUACUCAGACUCGGAGGAGCAUAAUGAUAACUAUAAUGACUUGGUGACAAUCGGAAAAACAUCAUUGGCCUACGGGUACAAAGUGAAUCAUGCAAAAUAUGACGGCCCUGCUACCGCUGCCGAAGUUCUAUACAAAGCGUCAGGCGGCAGCAUGGACUGGGUGCGCCACGCCCUCGGCACGCAACUGGUGUACACUUACGAGCUCCGAGGGUACUACUUCUACUGGCCGCCAGCGCUCAUCUACCAGCAAGGGGACGAGGUCACUCAGAUGAUGCUAGGACUCUUCAACGAGGCUGAGAAUCUUGGAUACUACAAAUAGUUUUACUUUUGUUUGUUCUGAAGGUCGCUUAGACCGAAAAUCUUGGAUAUUCGUUUAAGAUUUCUUCUGUCAUUUACAUUAGUGAAGGAUUAUUGAGAUAUUAUUGAGUUUGUUUAAAGAUUUUAAGGUUAUUUUUUAACAUAGAAUUUCUCAUACCCAAUGCUCACGACUUCUAAGCAUGCACUAAAAAUGUCAAUGAAACCAAUAAAGAAAGUAACACG
This is a messenger RNA of Leguminivora glycinivorella, 1521 nucleotides long. Its product is annotated as zinc carboxypeptidase-like. Gene Ontology annotation, biological process: proteolysis. The record is from RefSeq and is a predicted model, not a curated record. NCBI's taxonomy places the organism in Eukaryota, Metazoa, Arthropoda, Insecta, Lepidoptera, Tortricidae. Gene Ontology annotation, molecular function: metallocarboxypeptidase activity; zinc ion binding.